This is a messenger RNA of Sabethes cyaneus, 3639 nucleotides long. RefSeq names its product pre-mRNA-splicing factor ATP-dependent RNA helicase PRP16. The record is from RefSeq and is a predicted model, not a curated record. The transcript has 4 exons. Bases 86 to 3637 code for a protein of 1183 amino acids. Gene Ontology annotation, molecular function: ATP binding; RNA binding. Gene Ontology annotation, biological process: mRNA splicing, via spliceosome. Lineage: Eukaryota; Metazoa; Arthropoda; Insecta; Diptera; Culicidae. Gene Ontology annotation, cellular component: spliceosomal complex; intracellular anatomical structure.
UUGAUAUUAAUCAUAUGGUUGUUUCAUAGAUUACGCAGAUUUAGUUAUUUUACUAUAUUUCGCAACAUCCGCACUAUAAGCAUUAAUGGAUAAGUUUUCGGAUGUCUGUAAGUUGGAACAGAGCCCUAGCACGAUUAGUGGUUUAAUUAUCAAAAAGAAGGACGACAAAGACAAAGAUGUUUUCAAAAAACCAAAACCAUCACUGCUGGGAUUAGAUAAAUUGGCUGCAGCGCAAAGAGCGCGCAAACAAGAAUCGGCUCGAUUGUCCUUCAAAGAAUCUGAUGAUGAUGAUGUGAGUCAUGAUGACAAUAGAUCUAGCUAUAGGGGCGAUUACAAGGACAAAAAUUUUCCUUUCACAUCGAAGAAAUACAGGGAUAAUACCGUAGAGACUCCUACGUACACUGGAGGGGUGAGUGAUGUGGCCAGAAAGCGGCUAGAUAAACGACAAAGAGACGAGCACGGUAAAGGUUUGUACGCUUCAUCGAUGCUACAUGAAAGAGAUAGGCAAGGCGACCAUGGAAAAAGGCACAAGAACACUUCUACUACCCACAGUAGUAGAAGUCAUCGUGGUUAUUCAUCUUCUAGAACACCGAGUUUUAAAGAUGAACCUAGGACUCCUAGAAGCGACCGCAGAAUGGAUGUUUUUGGAUGGGAGGACGACGAUGAUCGACAACCUUCAAGUUCGCGAAAAUCUUCAUGGGAUUACCCGACACCGAAAAUUCCUAAAGGUUCAGAAUCUGUUCGAAGUAAUCGUUCGUCUUCCUCACGCAAUCGAUCAAAAAGGGAGGAUGACACACCGAGACCAACACCUGCGCACAAAUUUAACAAAUGGGCACCAGACAGGAAAGAAUCCGGUGCUACGCCACGCACUACUAGAAAAGGAAUUCCGUGGGAAACUGACGAGGAUAAGGAUUUAUGGGAACAGGAGCAAGUUCGUUUAGACCGCGAAUGGUAUAGCAUAGGAGAGGGAUACGACGAGGAUAAUAAUCCUUUUUCAGGAGCUAGUUCGGAGUAUCUUGCUAAGCGUGAGGAGCAACUGGAGCAACGUAGAAUUAAACGUAUGUCUGCUCAACAAAGACAAAUCAACAAAGAUAACGAAUUAUGGGAGAAAAAUAGAUUGUUAACUUCCGGCGUUGUUAUGUCUAUCAACUUUAACGAGGACUUUGACGAAGAAGCUGUUGAACGGGUUCACUUACUGGUUCAUCACACAGUUCCACCUUUUCUGGACGGUCGUAUCGUUUUUACUAAGCAACCGGAACCCGUAAUUCCGGUAAAAGAUGCUACAUCCGAUAUGGCUCUUGUUGCAAGAAAAGGAAGUCAGCUUGUAAGGACCUAUCGAGAGCAGAAGGAACGCAGAAAAGCACAGAAAAAGCAUUGGGAGCUAGGUGGCACUAAACUGGGAAACAUCAUGGGAGUAGCAAAGAAACAGGACGAUGAGGAUGCAAAGUAUGACGCAGAUACAGAUACAGCGGAUUAUCGGAAGGAUCAAAAGUUUGCACAACACAUGCAAGAUCAGAAUGAUGAUGCGGACUUUACACGGAAAAGACCUAUAUAUGAGCAGCGUCGAUCGUUGCCAGUGUUCGCAGUGCGGCAAGAUCUGUUAAAUGUAAUUCGGGAAAACUCCGUUGUUAUUAUAGUGGGUGAAACAGGUAGUGGUAAAACAACACAAUUAACGCAGUACUUGCAUGAGGAUGGCUACAGUCGUAUGGGAAUGAUUGGCUGCACACAGCCCAGAAGAGUGGCGGCAAUGUCAGUGGCAAAACGAGUCUCAGAUGAGAUGAACACUAAAUUGGGACAGGAAGUAGGAUAUGCCAUUCGCUUCGAAGAUUGCACGUCAGAGAAAACUGUUAUAAAAUAUAUGACUGAUGGCAUCUUACUUCGAGAAAGUCUAAGGGAUAGUGAUUUAGAUGGUUACUCUGCGAUCAUUAUGGACGAGGCCCAUGAGCGCUCACUUUCUACCGAUGUUCUCUUCGGUUUACUGCGGGAUAUCGUCGCCAGACGCAGAGAUUUGAAGCUGAUAGUCACUUCUGCCACUAUGGAUGCCACUAAGUUUGCCUCAUUCUUUGGAAAUGUUCCGAAUUUCACAAUUCCUGGUCGAACCUUUCCUGUGGAUAUCAUGUUUAGCAAAAAUGUAUGCGAAGAUUAUGUUGAUUCAGCAGUUAAGCAAGCACUACAGAUACACAUCCAGCAAUUGGAAGGAGAUAUGUUGAUUUUUAUGCCCGGUCAGGAAGAUAUUGAAGUUACCUGUGAAGUUCUAUCGGAAAGAUUGGCUGAAAUCGAAAGCGCCCCGCAACUUUCAAUUCUACCAAUAUAUUCUCAAUUGCCGUCCGAUCUACAAGCAAAAAUUUUUCAACGAUCAGCUGAAGGUUUAAGAAAAUGUAUUGUUGCUACCAAUAUUGCUGAAACAUCAUUGACAGUGGACGGAAUCAUAUUUGUCAUUGAUUCUGGUUACUGUAAACUCAAAGUCUAUAAUCCACGGAUUGGCAUGGAUGCACUACAAAUAUAUCCAAUUUCACAGGCCAAUGCUAACCAACGGUCCGGUCGAGCUGGUCGAACGGGUCCUGGACAAGCUUUUCGUCUUUACACUGAACGCCAAUAUAAAGAUGAGUUACUCCCUCUUACUGUACCGGAAAUUCAACGUACCAAUCUAGCAAACACAGUACUGUUGCUGAAAUCGCUGGGUGUAGCCGAUUUAUUACAGUUCCAUUUUAUGGAUCCACCGCCCCAGGAUAAUAUUCUUAAUUCAUUAUACCAGUUAUGGAUUCUGGGCGCUUUGGAUCACACGGGAGCUCUUACACCGCUAGGACGACAGAUGGCGGAAUUUCCACUAGAUCCUCCGCAAUGUCAAAUGCUUAUCGUAGCCAAUCAGAUGGGGUGCAGUGCUGAAAUUUUGAUAAUAGUUUCGAUGCUCUCGGUUCCAUCAAUAUUCUAUCGCCCUAAGGGAAGAGAAGAGGAAGCAGAUAACGUGAGAGAAAAGUUUCAAGUACCAGAAUCAGAUCAUUUAACCUAUCUAAAUGUCUAUCAACAAUGGAAGAUGAACAAAUAUUCGUCUAAUUGGUGCAACGAGCAUUUUAUUCAUAUCAAAGCAAUGCGCAAAGUUCGUGAGGUUCGUCAGCAACUGAAAGAUAUCUAUGUGCAGCAGCGAUUAGAUGUGAAAUCCUGCGGCACAAAUUGGGACGUUGUGAGAAAAUGUAUUUGCUCAGCCUAUUUUUACCAAGCGGCCAGGCUGAAAGGCAUUGGCGAGUAUGUUAACCUUCGUACCGGAAUGCCCUGCUACUUACAUCCUACGUCUGCUUUAUAUGGUUUGGGAACCACUCCAGAUUACGUUGUCUAUCACGAACUCGUAAUGACGGCCAAAGAAUAUAUGCAGUGUGCCACUGCUGUAGAUGGAUUUUGGCUUGCCGAGCUAGGGCCAAUGUUUUUCUCUGUUAAAGAAACCGGAAAAAGUAGCCGUGAAAAACGAAAACAGGCUGCAGAGCAUUUACAUGAAAUGGAAUCCCAGAUGCAAAUGGCUCAAGAACAAAUGGAAAAACAAAAACAAGAGGAGGCACAAAAGCAGCAACAAGCAAUGUUUAAACAAGAAAUUGUAACCCCCGGAGCCACACCGCGGAGAACUCCUUCUCGAAUUGGGCUGUAAAU